Messenger RNA from Symbiodinium necroappetens, 1314 nucleotides. The record is from the annotation of a GenBank genome assembly. Lineage: Eukaryota; Dinophyceae; Suessiales; Symbiodiniaceae.
AUGGUUCUGGCAGCGCCUCCCUGGCUGGAGGCAGCUUACCCGGGCAGAUCUUGGCGGUCUCUCCGUCGCUGCUCCCUUCGCGUCGGCGCAUGCGGCGCCGGGCUACACCUCGAGGCCACGGAGCUGGGCUAUCUCGUGGAGGCCCUGGAUGGCGAGCCCCCCCAGGAUGAGUUCCUGAAGGCUGGAGCCAUCAUCAUCUCCAUCGCGGGCGCGCAGCUGCUUGGCCUCUCUGAUGAUGCUUUGGAAGAUGCCUUUGGCUCCAACUUUGAGGAUGGAGCGGAGCUCCUCCUCGUAAAUUCCGAGGAGUUGCGGCGAGCAACCGUGGAGAGGGACUCUCAAGGUGAGUGCCCUUGCAACGAAGCAGACGAAGACGUGGAGGAUGUCCCGCCACACAUGCAGGACUUGGCCCCAGACAUGCGGGCCUCGCUGGAUGACGAUCUGCAAACCUUCGCAGCGCAUCACGAGUUGCGAGUGGAGCUGCACUGCCCAGAAGCCACUACAGCCUCUGCAAGGCUGACGCUUUGUGGUGUCCCAGAGGAUGUGACCGCUGCCAGAGCGGAGGCGGAAGAGCUCAUGAGGUUCUAUGGCUUGCUUCCGCUGCCUUCGGAGGAGGUGAGCACCGUGGAGGUGGAGGGCCUGGUGAUGAAGUCGCUGCCCGCUAGGCACCGGCGUCGACGCAAGGCGCCGGAGACGGCGUGCGACGAGGAAAAGGCGAGCAAGGCUGCGGUGCUGGAGCUCGCAGUCGAGGAGUUGUCGAAUUUUCAGGAUCCACAUCCCAGCGUGGCGGAUGCAGGCGUGGCCCUGGAAUUUGAAGAGGAGCGAAGGCAGUUCGAGUAUUUGGAUCACACGGCGGAUGUGAUUCUCCACUCUUGGGGUCAGACACUGGAGGAAGCCUUUGCGCAAUGCUGUGUUGCUUUCUUUGCAUAUCUGACAGAUCUCGACACCGUGAGUCUCUCGACAUCUGUGGAAGUCGAGGCGUCAGGGCACGACAUGACGGAUCUCCUGUACCACCUCUUGGACGAGUUCCUCUUCAGCUUCAGCACCGAGCUUGUGGUCUGCCGGCGAAUAGAGCUCCUGGAGCUUGACACGGCGAGCCUGCGAGCGAAGGCUAGAGGUCACGGGGAGAAGUUCAACCUCAAGAAGCAUCCACAGGGGACGGAGAUCAAGGCGAUAACCAUGCACCAGAUGAAGGUCUUGACGCCCACCGAGGUCAGCACCGAGGCAGGCACUCGGCCUCGCGUCGAUUGCCCGCUUGAUGGGGGUACGAUGAAGCCUGGCUUCCCCUACGAAUGCUACGUGCUGGUGGACAUCUAA